AUGAAGAAAAGAAGGGAAAGGAAGCUGGAAACGAGAUUGAAGGAGAUGGGUCAUGGUGGAAGUUUGAAGAUCUACGGUGGUGAGUUAGUGCCGUCACGACCAUAUGUGACGAUACUGGUUUCGAUGUAUGACCGUGCUGAGAAAAUUCUUGCCGAAGCGUUGGAAAAGUACGGUAUCGAUCCGAUUAAUGGAAAUGACUACGUGUUAGUUGAGAUGCCGGUCUCGGAACAAACCAGUCAUAGUUUCAAUGAUCUUCGCAAUCUUCCAUCUGAUGGAAGAGUUAUCGACGCAGACGAAGCGCCACUAAUGCAGAUGGCCUCAAAGGGUAACGGGUACCCAGAAACGUACCUCGCGCUAAGGAGAAAGCAAAAUCGAGGUGCUCGAGCCGUCAUCCAAGAUCACGUGAAUAGUGUAUCAGAACCAGUGAGUGCUAUGACUUCGUCGUCAAAAGAACCGUCGUUGCACUUUCUCGCUCCUGGUGAGUUUUUAUCUGGAAGGCCUUAUGCUUCUUUUGUUUCGCUCACUGUGCGAGCAUAA
Messenger RNA from Cooperia oncophora, 537 nucleotides. The record is from the annotation of a GenBank genome assembly. Lineage: Eukaryota; Metazoa; Nematoda; Chromadorea; Rhabditida; Trichostrongylidae.